Molecule: messenger RNA, 682 nt
Organism: Sphaeroforma arctica JP610
Lineage: Eukaryota; Ichthyosporea; Ichthyophonida
Exons: 5
Coding region: 77-682 (201 amino acids)
Molecular function (GO): GTPase activator activity
Source: RefSeq, a predicted model, not a curated record
CCAACCCUUCUCCAGAGCCCCGCCACCAUCCCGACUGUACCACAGCGCGCCGCACCAUAGCAGCCCAGCGCUCAACAUGAAGAGCAACCUAAGAACCAACUCACCUAGUAGGCAGCCCAGAUUGACUUCGCUUGGGGGCUCGUUGACGAAUAUGAGUCGCCACUCAGAUGACAAGUCCUCCGGAAACGCUCAAACAGUCAGUACGGAAUCGAUCGAUACACGGGGUCGGGCGACAACAGUUGCAGCUUUACACAAAAAACUGCACGAACAACACCCUGCAGCCGAUUCAAGUGAUGGCAACGACGCUGGCACGAUAGCUUCCGCGAGCGAGAGUGCAGUGGAAGCGAUGACGGAAGCAGCGCUACUGGCUCUGGCAGCCACCCGCGAAGGCUAUCUGUUCGCCAGGGGCUUGAAAAAGGGCAGUAAAUCCUGGGCAAAGUACUUCGUAUUCAUCAAAGAUGGGCAAGUUAUGUUCCAACAAAAAGGCGGCCAAGCGGUGGUGGGAGCCAAGCUGCAGCUGUGCACGGUAAAGAGCUUUGUGACUGGUGUGGAUCGCCAGUUUGUGUUCGAGUUGGUUACGCCGUCGAAAAAUAUACUGUUGCAGAUACCAGAGGAUUUGGCCUAUCUGGGAUCUGGCUUACAAUCCAAGACCACUCUCAUGGUGAAGAAAGACAACAAUUAG